AUCAUCAAAAACUAUAAUUAUUAUCAUUAAAAAUUUAAAUAUAUUUUAUCAUGAGUGCGAAUGUAUUUGACAAUUGGCAAUUUCUCAAAUUUUGUAAUGAAUAAAUAAAAUGUUGAAAAAAGGAUUAGAAAUAGUAGCGCAACUUGACAAUGUUAAAUUUCGCCAACUGGUUAAUCAUAUUUGUCAAGGAUUGUACACAGGAAAUGAAAAAAUAUUUAGCGAAGAUGAAGAAGAUAAAUUAAUGACGUCACUUAAUUUAAAAAAGGAUAAUUUAAGUUUGCUACUGGAUACUAUUACAUUUAUUUACUCACAAGCUGCAUUCAGUAUUAUUGAACCAGCGCAGAUGGAAAGUUGUAUGAAUGAUAAAUUUUCAUUAUCAGAAGAUAAAAUAUCAAUAUUUGUUAAUGCCUGGAGUACUUAUUCUAAACAAAUAAUUGAUACAUUACGUCGUAAAUCUGUUUUUCCUAAUCGAAUUGAAGAUAUAAAUUGGAGUUUUAAUAUCCAAGCAUCGUCACCAGAACACGCUGCUGACAGUAAACCAGUACUAUUAUUACAAUUAAAUAUGAGUGAUGAAUCUAAACCACUUACUGUUGAAAUGGACAAGUCAAGUUUGUCGGAUUUAUAUGAAAAUUUAGAAAAAAUUCAAAGCCAACUCGACGCGCUUAAAUAAAUCGAAAAUGUAUUCCCACGUGCAGUGCAGUGACGAAGCGUGAUAACGUGCUCAAUUCGAUGAAAUACUGUCACUUUCAUUAAUCAAUAAUAAAAAAUGGACAAUGGUUUAAUAUAAACAAAUCUAUAUUUUAUUUUUUUAUUUUAUAUUUAUUUAUUUAUAUGUAUAAUUAUUAAUACUUUAACAUAACUUAAUAUUAAUUAUAUUGCACUAAUAUUUUAAAAUAAAAUAAAAUUCAUUAUUCAUUACGAUUACUAAUAAUUGAUAAUAAAUAAAUUAAGGCACAUUGUUAAUGAAAAUUAUAUCUCCUGGAAUUUGUACAUUUUUAAAAAUAUUUUUAGCCUCUUAUUUAUUUAAAUAAAUUAUUAAAAAAAUCUUGUUAAAUUGUUAAUUAGUCGCUUAAAUUAAAUAUUAAAAAAACAAUGUCAGACUAAAUGAUCUAAUUUAAAAUUAAUAUUUAACUAAAAUAAACACUUAUUUAAAUAAUAAAUGAUAACUUAAAAGUAUUAAAAUAUAAGCGAAAAAAUCAUGCAUGACAUUUAGUGAAACAUAUAUUAAUAUUUUAAAUUAAUCUCAAUAAUUACACUCAAUAUAAUAAUUGAUAAAUGCAAUUAAAUAAUCAUUAAAUAAUUAAUAUAAUAUCUUUGAGCGUUUUGUUCAUGAUUACAAUCUAUAUAAAAUAUUAAUAACGAUAAUAGGUAAUUAUUAUUAUUAUCAUCAUUUAAAAAAAAGGUAUUUUUUUUAUUGACUAUAGUGCAUUUCCACCACCACGUCACGAGCAGUAGAAAUAGUCUUGAACCAUUAAAAGAGUGGGAACAAAUGAUAAUCAUUUAU
Microplitis demolitor is the source of this 1504-nucleotide messenger RNA. RefSeq names its product COMM domain-containing protein 10 (gene Vlet). The record is from RefSeq and is a predicted model, not a curated record. The transcript has 4 exons. Bases 110 to 670 code for a protein of 186 amino acids. NCBI's taxonomy places the organism in Eukaryota, Metazoa, Arthropoda, Insecta, Hymenoptera, Braconidae.